Symbiodinium pilosum is the source of this 423-nucleotide messenger RNA. The record is from the annotation of a GenBank genome assembly. NCBI's taxonomy places the organism in Eukaryota, Dinophyceae, Suessiales, Symbiodiniaceae.
AUGCUGCUCGUCGAGUGCAUCCACGUUUACCUGGCAGUUUUCGCAUGGUUCAGACUAGUGACGAAUGUCAACUUACGCACUGCUAUGGGUGCCCAUUUCCACAUUUUGGAUGGCUUGGAAGGCUACUUCAGCAACCUCUUCCUAUUUGGAUCGACUGCGGCCACGUCGGUUCAUCUGCCCAACGUCACUGAUACCUUCUUCCUUGGCCAAGAGCAGCGAACAAAGCCGACGAUCCUUUACAAUGGCUCUACGCUCACGCUUCCGCCUACAUACAUCGACGGUCUGGUUGCUGCCGCUUGGCGGUGCCUCGUUGGUGCUUCUGCACUCGGUCUUGCUUGCCAGACGGACCAACUGGAUGUCCUCCGCGGAAGUGUUCUGAGUGGCUUGCUGCUCUUGUUCGCAUUGGAGCCUGGUUGCUAUUGA